Molecule: messenger RNA, 6038 nt
Organism: Toxorhynchites rutilus septentrionalis
Lineage: Eukaryota; Metazoa; Arthropoda; Insecta; Diptera; Culicidae
Gene: mtsh
Product: protein mitoshell
Exons: 7
Coding region: 213-2141 (642 amino acids)
Molecular function (GO): protein binding
Source: RefSeq, a predicted model, not a curated record
GCAUAGUAGUCCCUUCUGCAUGUUUCAUUUCGUUUGCGAUCAGCUGAUGAGAAAUUUUUCUCAGUCUGCUCUAGUCCUUUGAAGUGACUGGGCUGCUUUCUACUGUUUUAACUAUUUCCUGCUUAAUAGUCUAUAGAACCGUUACAAAAGAACAAAGGAAGAAAAAAAUUUGAAUAGAACAGUCGGUUCGAGUGCUGGAUAUAUUCGGAAGAAUGACAGAAGAAAGCUUCAACAAGGCUCCCGGAUCGGAACUAUCUAGAAAUCGAUCUGCAGUCGUCACCAUGGGAAACGUGAGAAUGUCACCAACAACUUCACCCGUUCCGUCACCUCUGGAGAGAUUUUUCAAUCCAUCUGAUUUACCAUAUACCGUGUUGCAAUAUGGACACAUGCUGACAACGUUGGUUCAUCCGGGAUAUUCCGUUUUUCCUCCUCCCCCUCCGCCUGCGCCAGUAACCAUUCCGGUGUUCUAUCAGCCGAUUAAUGGAAAUCUAACGCAACCGCAGACAUUCGAUGAAAACAUGUUCUACAGAUACUUUCCGCAAAUGAAUUACAGGAACGAGCAGAAAGUAGGUUUGCCGAGAAGUGUUGGAAAGACUGGCCAGAACAGGAUGAAACUAAAUGAGCCACUCAUUGAGAACAGGAAGCCGGGUUCGACGAAAAAAGACGGUGAUAACAUAGCCAGUGCUGGUACGAUUCCGUUUUUGCAAGACUCUCACCGUGGGAUGCGCUUUGGUGGAGCUGGUGGAAUACCAUUGAAUCAGGAAAAAGUUGCCGUGUUAAUCGACAUGGCUAUGCAGGGCUGUGAGAUGGCUGAGCAAUUGGCACAUAGUCACCAAAAACGUCCAUGCUUUAAAAAGAUCGAUAGCCUUUGCGCUCGUAUGAAGCAGGACCUUAUCCGACCGGACAAUGUUCUAGCCAAUAUUAACUCGCAGGGAGUGGCCUGGGCCGUGAAGGAUUUUAUUUUUGUUUUUACGCGUAUUAUGAAUGCUUGGAUUAUCAUCAAGGGCUAUGUUUACAACACUCCCGAAGGUUUGGAACGGAUGCAGAAAGAAUUUAGCCCAGAUUUUUUGGAAAAUUUUUUAAAAUGGCAAGACUCGACUAUCGAUUUCGUGGAUAGUUUGAUUAAAUCGUUUGGGAACUUGGACUUGCUAGAGCAGAAUCAGCGUACUAAUGGAGCACACAAAGAGUCAUCCUCAAAGACAGCAGGAAACCGUCGGUCUAAAACAGAUGAAGAGAAGGAGCGUAGCAUUCAUGAGUUGUAUGAAUACCUGAAAGACAUAAUACCGAAUUCGUCGGAUAUUAAAGUGGCUUCCUCUUCUGGUAAUGCCAGCAGCAGUGAUCUCUCGGACCGUAGCAAUAUCGUCUAUGACAGCACAAAAAGCUAUCCAUCUUCGACGGUUAAUGAUUGUGAGCAACCUCAAAUAAAACACAACGAGAAUGGUGCUUAUUUGAAAACAGGUAUCUACGAAACCGCGAAGAAGCCGCUCACUUUUGGUCCUAACACAAACAUGGGCGCUACUAAGAUACCGUUUACAUCGACACCGAAAAUUUUGAAGAAUCCCAUUCCCCACGAUAGGCCAGAUAUUCUAGAAGCUCUUUGCAACGUUCGUCAUGAUGCUGACGAUAGUAUCCACAGAGCAAACGAGGCUACGAAUAUUGCACUGGGUUCCCGGUUGCAAUUGGAUUUUUUCAACGACGCGAUUAUACGAUAUAGCUACGAUAGUGAAACGGUGGCGAAAAUUCAUUUUUUGUUGCAGAAAGUGUUCAGCUUCAAUGAAACCAAAUACUUUCUGAAUGCACAGUUUACGAAAAAUUAUUUUCCCGAUUUUCUCACAAUCAACCCCAAUUUCGUGGACAUCAAGACAAUCAUCUCAAAAACGCAGAUCGGAGGGUAUCAGAGCAUCCAUGAUAUCGUGAACGCCCUUCGUCAGAUUGUGCGGGCCGCCCGUCGCUAUUUGGAGAAAAAUUCCCACCCAUUGAUGAGAGAAACGGCUGAUGAAUUUGAACGCAAUCUGGAGGAUAUUCUUAACGAUAAAAUGUUUGAUUGUGAUGGUUUCAACCGUAAUCCUGGCCAGACGUCUCCAAAUGUCAGUACAGAUAGUAAUCACAGCGAUAGCAAUAGCGGCUCAACCAAGUCUUAAGUUUUUAUUUAUUAAGUAUUCAGCUUUCUUCUCCACAAGUUUUUAAAAAAUACGUUAGUGCUUUUAACAAAAUUGAUUAUGCUGCUCUGUGAUGUUAUAACAAGUAAAAAAAUGCAAUUUUAAAAGCGCAUCAAAGUUUCAGCCGAUUAUUCAAAAUCGAAAGUUUGAAGGUUGUUUUAGAAUAAAAAUUUGUUAGCUAAUGAGCCAAAAAGAAUGUUACGACGAACUUAGAUAGAUUUAUGAAUUCCGUAAUUGUUCCGUCAUACCAUAGUUCAAAAUCAAGUACGAUUAACUAAUUAGUAACCCCAAAUGAAUGUUGCGAUCAACUUAGAUAGAUAGUUGUUUAUUUUGACAAAUCAUAAUUCAAAAUUAGGUAGAAAUAACGGUACCCGAAAAUAAAAUAAAAAUAGUUUGGAUGAUAGGAUUCAGCUUCCGGAUUGGUUUGUGAGCAGUUUAUAAUAAGUAUUUAUUAACGAGUACCCCUAAAAAUUGGAAAAAAUAAACUCGUCAUGAACAGAGCUGCAGUUUGUCACUGUCACUGCAUAUAUUUGUGCUACUAUGACGACCAUUGCAACAUUACCACACAACGACGUGCAGCAAAACAUAAACCGACAAAACUAAUAGUUUGUUAGAGUGUUUUGGCGUCCAAAGCAUGUUGCAAGUCAGCGCACUAUGAUAGUCAAGACGAUAAAAAGUAUGUCACUUGAUAUAAUGAAAGUUUACACGUUUACUAGGGUGCAUUUGUUUACGUUGAGCUACAUGAAUACCAUUCUUAUAUAAAAUGCUAAAACUUCGAGGAGAAGAAAGGAUAUAAAUGACUCUGAACGAACUUUCAAAUACCUAAAUUCCAAUAUCGGGUAGAUAUUUCAACAAAGAGAGAAAAUUCGUUAUUUCAACUUGUUGCGAUCCUCAAUGAAAAUAAAAUGCAAUCGAACCUAGACUCGGGUAAGUCAGCAGGACCAGACAUACUCCCCGCAAAAUAUCUAAAGGAAUUCAUGGAAGAGCUUGUUGAACCCCUGACUACUUUAUUCAAUUCUUCACUUUCGUCCGGUUACUUCCCGCCGUUGUGGGAAAUUUCCCAUAUUACUCCAAUCCAUCAGAAGGGCCCUCGCUUGGAUGCUGAAAUCUACCGGGGCGUUGCUAUCGAGUCUGCGAUGUCUAAAUUAUUUGAGCGACUUGUUUACUCCCACCUUUACGUAUUGCCGGCCGUGUUUCAGCAACACAGCAUGAUUUUUUGAAAGGAAAGUCAGUUGUCACGCGCCUAUGCGAGUUUUGCCUUAUCGGCACGGAUAAUAUAUCCAAAGGGUAUCAGGUGGACUAUUUAUACAGACAUGAGCAAGGCUUUCGAUGUGGUAGGGAUAAAUAGCAUAAUGCGCACAGUGGCUGAUUUCAGCAUUCACGGUAAAAUGUUCGAAUGGAUUAGGACGUAUCUGGAGAGCAGAACGCAAUAUGUGAAAGUGUACAACAAUUCAUCUAGGUCUUUUGGUGUUGACUCAGGAGUUCUACAAGGAAGUCAUUUGGGGCCUAUACUGUUUGUCAUGGUCAUGAAUAGACUUCCAUAAUUCUUGACCAACACAGUAGUGCUUAUUUACAUGGUUAAUGUAAAGAUUUUCCAGUCACUGAAACACAUCGCUGACUGUCAUCUGCUUCAGCAGGAUUUGAACAAUUUUGAGAGUUUCGUCGAGAACAACGGAUUGAACGUAAACUCCAUCAAAUGUUCCGUUAUGACCUUUUCAAGGAGAGCUCAGUCGAAAAGCUUCGCCUAUAGGCUGGGAGGUUCGAAUCUACAACAAGUAGAGAAUGUUCGUGACUUAGGCGCAGUCUUCAGAGAACAAACGCAGCGCUGCGCUUGAGUUUAAUUUUCAUCAGCGCGCCUUCAAAUUAAACACGUAUUCUCUCUUGGUGCGAAGUGCACAAAAUUCAUAAGCACGACAGCGCAAAAUGUACCCGGCGCAGAACUCAGAUACUAAACAUUUCUUCUCACUUGUGUGAUGCGCACCUCAUUCUAUACACACACACAUACACAUCAAAUUCAAGCACCCGCUUUGUCUUCGCUCGUUCUAAACAAAGUAUAAAAACAACAGAGCGCCCCCGCCCCCGUCCGGGAUAUCUUAGGUAGCCGUGAUCCUGAUCUUCUGCUUCAUCUAUACCUGUUCCUCAGAAACGCCGAUGUCAACGUUUAAUGAUGUUUCCUUCUUUGUGUCCCUGUUUCGUAUCCCUCCUAUCCGAUCUAUAAACUUUUACUUAGUCGCGGCAAUACAUACACACACUCUUUACAGAUACACGGGCCAAAGGAUGUGCAGUCCACUGAUGAUUCAACAAAAGCCAAAGGUUGUACCGCUCAUGACAACUCUACACGAGCUGAUGAUUGCGCCGGCUAGUGACCAUUCUAUCCUGGAUUCCUCGAGUCGAGAAGACGCACCACGCUAUAUAUGGGGUACAGUCUAGGGAGGCGUUGCUGAUUAAUGGUCAGCUGCAUCCCAAUAGGAAGUAUCCCGUGUCGGGCACAGGUACAGAUCAUUGAAGACAGCAACAUCACAAUUACGAAAACACUUGUAAUACUAACCUCGAGCCAACCGCGAGUAAUCGGUUACAUAUUACUAACAUAGUUAUAAGGCAAACAUUGUCGAAAUAUUGAACUCCCGGCCCCGUCAGGUUGACGCCAUAUGAGCCUUAAUAAAAAUAUAUAUUUUGGAUAAAAAAAAACAGCGCGCCCCCAUUUGAACCGUAUACGCUUGUGUGAAGCGAAACAUCUCAACAGAGAGAGCAAUCCAGAUUCAAGCGCGCAGUAUAGAAAUACGGCGCAAGCACGGCACAAAAUUCAGCGUAAAACUGGGCGCAAAAACGGCGCUGACAACAAAACAUUUCAUCUGUGUUUCGGAGCGUUCUAAUUCGCCAGAGCGCAAGUGUACACAAGGAGUGGGAGCUCAACUGGGUACAAAAAUCUUGUUACACAUCAGCACCGGGUUGCAUUCUGAUGACUGCUUAGGCGUGAUGAUGGAUCGAUCUCUUUCGUUUAAUUGCCACAUAGAGCAAAUCGUCAAAGAAGCGCUGAAACUAUUCGCACUCACUAAAAAUUUACACCUGUUUUGUACGGUCCAAACUCGACUUUGCAAGUGUGGUGUAGCGACCGCAGUACGAUCUACAAAGGCAUGAAAAUAUUCAAAAGAAGUUUUUGAAUUUUGCGCUGAGAAAUCUGGGAUGGAGCGAAGAACACCGGCCACCAUAUAAAGAUCUCUGCUGUUUAGUAGAUCUGGAUACCAUUAGCAACAGGGACAAAAGUUGCAGACAUAACAUUUUCUUGCAACGUACUGAACGGACGGGUCAUAAGACCGCGUCUCUACGACAGGAUUCGUUUUAACACCAGUCCCGUUUCUCUCCGUCGACGGAGGAUGUUUGAUCCACCCCUGAGGAACAUAAACUACACCCAGCAUGAACCGAUCAACGUGCUGCAAAAUGUUGUUUCUUUAAAUAUGACAUCAGAAGAAAUUCGAAGAAAAUUAAGAUUAUAUUAGGCUGUCAAAAAAGUCCUGCGGUAUUUCCGCGAGGUGUCGUUGUAAGCGCGUAGUUCUAGUUGUAUUCAUUGUAUCGAGUCAUACUAUAGCUUGUUGGAAAGGUAUAUUUGCGCGCUAUAAUAUAGUCCUUGACAGUGUUUUGUUUGGUUAAGUCGUUCGUGAGUUAUAGUGUCGCAAAUAUGGAGCAAAAUAAAGAGAAAAUCCGACAUAAAGGGUGUGUCACAUCAAAUUGCAUCACGGAAAAAACGCUGUAGAAAUUCGCCCAGUAGACCGAUCCUUUUGAAAAUUUUAGACAGUAAAAUAAAAACUAUUAAACAACUUUUGGCAUUUUCUUUUUAUUCAUACUUCGAGCCCAAGCCCGUAUGCUCGCACCUUCCUCUUU